This is a messenger RNA of Lineus longissimus, 5832 nucleotides long. Its product is annotated as TGF-beta receptor type-1-like. Lineage: Eukaryota; Metazoa; Nemertea; Pilidiophora; Heteronemertea; Lineidae. The transcript has 9 exons. The record is from RefSeq and is a predicted model, not a curated record. Gene Ontology annotation, biological process: activin receptor signaling pathway; cellular response to growth factor stimulus; nervous system development. Gene Ontology annotation, cellular component: activin receptor complex; plasma membrane. The coding region runs from base 74 to 1588 and encodes 504 amino acids. Gene Ontology annotation, molecular function: activin receptor activity, type I; activin binding; ATP binding.
GUGUGAAUCGCCUAUCGCAAUGGAGUCGGAGAAUUUUAUUUUGAUCGAAACAACUUAGAAUUUCGCUCGAAAGAUGGAUAAAAUAGCAAUAUCAGUCCUUUUAUUGUGGUUCAUCUCGAUCAGUACUUCAUAUGGUUUGAAGUGUCACUGUGACCAUUGCUUGGCCACAAAUUUAACAUGUGAGACUGAUGGAGUGUGCUUCGCUUCAAUGUCUCGCAUCGAAGGCAAGGAAAAAAAGGCAUUCAGAUGUUUCGACAAGGACAAACUGCUCCCCCCAGAACAGCCCUUUUGGUGUAAAGAUGCGGCAAACAACCAGUACAAUUUUGCAAUAUUGUGUUGCAAAGAGUUCGACUUUUGCAACCGGGAUCUGAGCCCCACGCUUGCCCCUGUCCCGCCGGUCACAGAAGAAUAUGAAGGCGCAAACCAACAGAAGGGUUUGACGACAUUAGAAUUGGCUGUGGUGAUUGCGGGGCCAAUAUGCUUCAUUUGCAUCUUCUUCAUGGUCAUACUCUGUAUAUGUCAGUACAGGAAACGAAGGACAAGUUACCGGCGACAGCUCUAUGCUGUUGAAUCGCAGCCGAUGAUGGAGUCGGAAUCGACGACCAUACGGGAGAUGAUCGAUGAUAUGACUCAUUCAGGCUCUGGCUCAGGUCUGCCUCUCCUGGUACAACGAACCAUUGCCCGAACUAUCUGUCUCGCUGAGGUUAUCGGUAGGGGCCGCUUUGGUCAAGUGUGGCGUGGACGGUGGAGAGGUGAGAAUGUUGCUGUCAAGAUCUUCCAUGCGCGAGAAGAGAGGUCGUGGUUCCGAGAGGCAGAGAGCUACCAGACUGUCAUGUUACGACAUGAGAAUAUCCUUGGUUUCAUUGCUGCUGACAAUAAGGACAACGGCACUUGGACACAGCUCUGGCUGGUCACUGAUUACCACGAGAACGGCUCACUGUUUGACUACCUAAAUCAAACCAUAUGUGACAUCCCUGGCAUGAUCAAGCUGGCUCUGUCUACAGUCAGCGGUCUAGCUCAUCUGCAUAUGGAGAUAAUGGGUACACAAGGCAAACCAGCAAUUGCCCACAGAGAUCUGAAGAGUAAGAAUAUCCUAGUUAAGAGGAACGGCACAUGCUGCAUAGCUGAUCUGGGGCUGGCUGUACGCCACGACUCGGCCCGUGACAUCGUCGACAUUGCGCCCAAUCAUCGAGUUGGGACAAAGCGGUAUAUGGCGCCGGAGGUUCUUGACGUCACGAUAAAUAUGAGCCACUUUGAAUCUUUCAAGCGUGCCGAUGUAUAUGCACUCGGCCUUGUCUUGUGGGAGAUCGCUAGACGGACAACUGUCGGAGGUCUGCAUGAAGAGUACUCGCUUCCUUACCAGGACUGCGUCCCUAACGACCCUUCAAUGGAAGAAAUGAAGAAGAUAGUGUGCGUUGACCGCCAGAGGCCAUCAAUGCCCAACAGGUGGCAGAGUAGUGAGGCAUUGCGAGUGAUGUCUAAGCUGAUGAAGGAGUGUUGGUAUCACAAUGCGGCUGCUCGGUUGACCGCUCUGCGUAUUAAAAAGACUCUAGCCAGCAUGGCUAAUCAGGAAGACGUUAAAUUAUGAGUGAUGUGACUAUUGACUGUCUAUAUCGGGAGAGCCUAUCAAAUUAGGGUCAUAUUCGAAGGAAGUGCUUUUGAACCUUUUCUAAAAAAGAUGGAAGCUCUUGACCAAAGUUUGAUGAAUUAUGAGAGGGAUGAGACUGCAUCCAUAUUGUGGAAUGAAUAUAAUUUAUAUCUUGGUUUCUAAAACGAAGUGUAAUAAGGCCACACUUUUUUAAUAAGUUGGAUUACGAAACUUCAGUUCCAAAACCAUUGUGGGUGGGGCGGGAAUUUUAAAAAGAUGUAUGGUCUUCUUCAAUCUCAAAACUGAUGUGGGAUGAGAAUAAAAAAUUUCAUCGGACUCAAAAUCUAUGUGGGGCAGGGGAAAUAUAAUGAAAAUAUGCUUAUUUUUUAUCAAUUUUAGAGGGGACCCAAAAAAUUAAAAAUUUUGGAAAUUGGUCGUCGGGAAAAAUUAUUGUUCAUUUUUCCCUAUUUUAUGGUCGGGGGAGAAAAAAAGUGUGUCAAAAAUGGUCAUCCCGACUUUUAUUUUUUCCAUUUUCCGGAAAAUGACCCCAGGGGGAUUCGUAAUGCAACAUAUAAAAAAAUGUGGUCUAAGGAGCAUGUUGCAAUUUAGAAAUACUUGUGAAAACGAUACCAGCAUUGGAUUCGAUGAUGGUGUAAGUGUCGAAAAUAAAUAUACUCGGUAUUGGAGAAUCAAUGUGACUAAAUCGUUGGAGGCAACCUGAAAAUGGGAAUUAAGUCUCUGUGCGAGGAAACUAUGAAAGGCCGUUCAGACAUUUUUGCAGGACAUUUGAUUGUAAAUGCCAUGAAAUUGUGCGUGAAAAAGGCAGACAGGGAAGGAUGACGCUGUAUAUGAUUAUGUGUUUAUUGAUUUGCUGUGCUUUUCUUACAUGUAACUUGUUGAUGCGACACACGAUAGACCUGGCAUAUAUUGGACUCGACUACUUGGCCAGUAUUUUUUGGUCCGUUAGAUACAAGAUUUGUUAUUGUCUACAUACUUUAGGACGUGACAGACUUGUCCAUUAUUUAUGAGAAUCUGGUAUAUACGAGUCUGAUAUUUGCAUGGUUACUGGACAAUAGCCACAGAAUACAGUAGUCAUUUGAGUGACUGAAACUUUCUGUGGUCCCAAAAUGAGUUUUUAAUGCACCAUAUCGCCCCAAGACUGACCUCACUCUUUAAAUCGACUCUUUAAAUCGACUCUUUAAUGGAACAUGAUAUUGAUGCAGAUUUGUAAAUUGUGAAGUGUUGGGCGUGAAGGAUCAGACCUCCAAAGAAGCUAUGUUAAGCUGUCAUGAUACCAAUGGCUGGGUGCACCAGGUUCUGUUGAUCGUCACUGAGCUGCUCGUGGGCAGAUCCGAUAUCCAUCGGAAAAUGAACCCAAAAAUACACAAUUCUACAAUGACAAUUCAUAAGCUUGUGUCCACUUUUAUAUCUAUAGCACCCUUCUUAUAAUACUGGUAAUACCUGUAACAUACUGUGACGCUUGAAUCCUGAAUAUAUUUCAGGAUUACUUCAGGGGUAUGGUAAUACAGGGAUGAGACGUUUUUGGAGGAUUUUCAUUUUUCUUCUACAAUACUUAAUUUGACAACAAAUGGAGAGAUUUUUGACUCGACUCUCCGUAAAACUUUGAAUUUUUAAAAUCGAACAAAAAAUAAUGAUUUUAGACGCAGUUUCAUGGACAGCAUGCAUGUUCACAUGAAAAAAAUGUACAGUUUUUUUGCUCUGGACACUGUCGGUGUCAAAUAUCAUAAUAACGACGCUUUGUAGCUGAAGGGUUAAUCAAGUACUUUUUGUACAGUAGAUAAAUUAACGCGCAGAUCAGUGUUCACUUCAAGCAUGUCCGUGACAAAUAUGCCUAAAAUAUGUUUAAAAAUAAAUCAUUUUAUAUUAUCUCUCGAGGUUCUAAACUUCAGGGAAAAGUUGGAUCGCUGUUUAGGAUUGAGCUUUUUAGGAAUAUUUUACAUUGUGGGCAUCACAGCUCUACUGUAAAUGGCAAAUUAGCUUCCCUUACUUGUAUCUCUCAAUCAUGACUGUCUGUAUAGCUUUAACUAAGCCAAUUUUGACUUACAUGUAUGUCGAGUCUCUAUGGCAUUUCAAAUUGGCAUUUGCAUAAGGUCACAAAGCCGUCACUUGUACUUUAGCGUACCAAUGUGUACAUGCAUUGGGUAUGUUGUGUUUGCCUUGCACCAAACCAGUCUUUGAAAUGAUAAAGGAUAAGCUUUAAAUGUCAGAUUACAGGUACAUGUGAGUAGGCUCAAAAGGGUGAUCAUUUUCAACAACAAAACUCCCUUUGGGGAUCUCUGAAUUAUAAAAACCGAAAAUUGUUCCUUUUUCUAUCACUGUUCUUAUGAAAUGAGUUAUUUGUGGAGUUUUAAAUUAUAAAAAGAAAAUGGUGCUUUGUUCUGUUCGGUGUGCAUGGGGAUUGUCUAUAAAUUCUUGGAGCACUUUUCUUGGUUCAUGACCUUGACGACAUCUGUAGUGUCAACACUGACCUGAGUGUGUGGACAGUGCCCAUGUAGAUCAAAUAGUAAUUUUGUGAAAAGAUAACUUGGAAAAAGAGUGAGUUUGCAGGUUUGAAUGCAAAGAUGAUGGUUCUAGAAAACGGUCUCCAAUCAAAGUAAAAAAUGAUUUUCUUCGCAGGUGAUUUUUCUCAUGCAUAACUAUAAUGGUGGUGAUUUCUUUUGCAGUUGUUCAAGCAGGCAUCAGGGGUAACAGUGUAUUAUGUAAUCACCCAUCACUCACCCCGUCCAUUUGCCAGAUUAACUGCGAAUACAGUAACCAAAAUUAGUUAUGCAAAGAGAUACUGCGUACAUACAAAUGAAACAAUGUUUUGUCAUUGAUUGGAGAUCGUGUGGACUCCUUGGGUGAGGUGGUUGGUGGUGGGAUAAUCGCACACUAUACCUCACUCUUCAAGAUGUGCUUUGUACAAACUGAACAUAGAAUAUUGUGUAAUAUACAUGUAGCGGUGAAACGUUAUCACCUGAAUUCUGUAGUGUUGUAGAAUGGAUGAAAUUAUGUACGUCAUAUCAAGAAUAAAUAAAGACUAGUCUUUAUUUAAUUCUUGGUCACAUUGAUUAUUAUGGGUUAUUUUCUCUUGUUUGGUACGUCACGUAUUCAAAAUGUCAUUCAAAGAUUGCUGUCAACUCAUCACCUCUACUAUCAUAGUGUUUGCAAUAUACUGUAAACAGUCGAAUGUUUGUGCUUAUGGUUCGUGAAAAAUUUCUGAAAAAUAAAAUUUUGCAAUUUUAUUUUUGGCUGUCUUGUUUUUUUAAUUGAAGAUAUUUUUUCAUGAUUUUUACUUUCUUGAAUCUAAGUUAUUUGCAUAAUCUGGGAAAAUUAAAUGCCCCAAAUAUUUGGCAGUUUACCAGCAGGGCUUGCCUGCAGUGCCAAUUUUGGGUUGUUUUGAGUAUCAGGAAUUGAGAUUACGCAAUGUUUGAAUGGCCUGUUUAUACAUAUGGAAAUUGUUAGCAGUGUGUUUUUUUCCUAGAGAACUUUCAAAUUGUAUUUUAUAGAAAGAUCCCUUAGAUCACGCAAGAAUUAUUUAUCAGACCGGUUCAGGGAUAAAUUUUUCAAAAGGCACUUUCAUUGUGUACUUCAUUAGUGCUUUCCCUAGAUGUUUGAAAGUGUUUGGCCCAUGUUUCCUUUGAAAAAAAGAACUUGUCCAUACAUUCACCCAGAUGACUAAAGAAAACUGUGUUUUGAUAUCCAUAUAACUAUUUUAAAAAAGGGUAUUCAAAGUACUAAGCAACAAAAAUGGCCUCUGUGUGUAAAGUUGAUAGUCUUGAGUCAUUCAGUUGAAAAGCAUGCAAUAGUAAAGGUGCCAAACAGCCAGUUUACAUCAUGUUUUAGUUUUGGCCCCCUAGUGGCCAGGUCAGGAAUCACACCAGAUGGAAAUUUGUUGUGAGAGAUCAACAGACCUAAAAGGGUCAUGACCUCGAGCUUUAAAAUCCAAAGCCACAGUGGUUACGAAAUAUGGUACAAUUUAAAAAAACUCCCAGCCAAUCGAAAUUGCAAUUAUGGGCACUGUUUCUUCAUCCCUUUAGUUCAGUAAUGAUGAGUUUUGAAAAGAAGUAAUUUUUAACUCAUCUGAUGCCGUAUCCUCAAAGACUUGUCCUCUUAUAAUAUAGUGUAUAAGCAUACAAUAUUACAUGUAAUGUAAUGUAUAUUAGUUUUUAACUGUGAAUACCCUAUAUCUUGACUGAAUAAUGGGGCAUUUUAUCAAUAAAAUAUAUUCAUCUUGGAAGAAA